UUCGUCGUAGAAUAAGUACUCUUCGCCCACAUUCGCUUCGGAUUGUCGUAUCACGUUAUUUUUUUCCUUUGCGCGAAUUUUGUUUCCUUUAAUUUCAAUGUUGUCGUGAAAAUUUUCUAUGAUUUUUAAAUAGAGAAAUAGUCUCGCUAUUAUUUUUCGUUUAGUAAACGAGAAAUGACAGCGGAGUUCUUGAAUGAAGACGACGAAACGGAAAAGGAAGUGGUGCAGAGUGGUGAUUCGCGAAUCAUGUGGAUAAUAUUUACGGUCGCCGGAUUCGUAGGAUUAGUCGUACUUUUAGGGUUCAUAUUUCGUAUCAUAUGGAGAAGAAUACAACACCAAAAAAUCAAAAGAGAUACACCUCAAAAGCCGUUAACUCUUCGAAGACCAACACCAGCCGUAAAAAGUCCAGCUACCAAUCAAGGUUCAGGGCAUUACUUGAAGAAAAGCCCGAGCCCGACAGGACUUUCACCUUUGAGUAACACUUCCGGAAACAACAGUCCUAGUCCGACAGGAUCGACUCAACAAAGGUAUUCCCCUAAGGAAAGUCCCACUUCUGAAGAAACCAGUGGACCAUCAUUAGCUGAAGAAUCAGCAAACGCCACAGUUCAUGUCGAAGAUGAAACAUGCAGCGUAGAUUCGAAAUUGACAAAAUCCGACGACGGUUCGAUUAAAAUUACAACGAGCCAGGAAAUUCUAACUGGAACCUUGGGCCAAUUAUUUUUCAAUAUCAGAUACAAAAAGGAAAAGAACACACUGAUCGUCAGUAUAUUAAAAUGUCAGAAUUUACCAUCGAAAGAUUCAACAUCAGCGAACAGCGAUCCGUACGUUAAAUUGCAGCUUUUACCAGAAAAACAACACAAAGUUAAAACCAGGGUUUUGAGAAAAACACGUAAUCCUGUUUAUGAAGAAGAUUUUUCCUUCUACGGUAUUAAAAUAAAUCAGUUACAGUCUAUCACGUUACACUUCAUCGUAUUGACGUUCGAUCGAUAUUCAAGAGAUGAAAUAAUAGGAGAAGUAUUCUUCCCACUCAGUUCAGUCGACAUUAUAAAUCAAGACAAUACAAAUGUUACAUUCCAAAAAGAUAUUCAACCUCGCAGUCUAAAGGUGAAAAGUCAAGGGCGUGGAGAAAUGUUGGUAUCGCUUUGUUGGCAACCGGCAGCGAAUCGUCUAACCGUAGUUAUACUGAAAGCCAGAAAUUUACCUAAAAUGGACGUCACUGGUCUAGCUGAUCCAUACGUGAAGAUCUACUUAAUGUAUAAAGGGCAACGUAUCGCCAAGAAGAAAACACACGUUAAAAAACGCACACUGAAUCCAGUAUUUAACGAAUCAUUCGUAUUUGAAGUACCAUCUGGCAACGAUGGUCUUCAUAAUAUCAGUUUGGAAUUCUUACUCUUGGAUUGGGAUCGUGUGACCAAAAAUGAGGUAAUUGGAAGAUUAGAAAUGGGAGCUGCAUCAGAUUGUGAAUCAGCAUCUCAUCACUGGACCGAGGUAUGCAACUCACCUCGACGACAAAUUGCUGAUUGGCACAAACUACACGAGUAAAAUAUUCUGAAGGAGGUACAAGUGUAUGAAAAACCAUGAAUAUCAUGUUAUUUCUAAUAUCUCGGUACUAUAGUUUUAAUCAUACGUAUUAUAAUUAUUCCUGAACGAAUUGUAUGUACUUAAAUGUAUUUCGAUUUAUUUUUCGAGGAAAAAAAAAACAACAGCUAUAUGACCGCGACCUUAUACAAUAUUUUACGUGUAUUCAUAUCGUCAAUUUUUAAUUUUUUUUUUCUAACGACCACACACUUGAAUCCAUAGAUAAUAUUGUGAACAAAUUUUUAAACAUACCUUCUAUCAUUUUUAUUUAAUUUUUUUUUUUUUUUUUUUUUUUGGUAGAUCUAGGUGAUAUUUUUUUAUUUUAUAUACUUACGAUUAAUUUUUCUGUAAUUUUUACGAAUAGUGCGUUAGUUUGUUCUGAAUUCUCAAAACGAAUUUUGCUUACGAACGAAAUUUUUCAUAAAAACAUUUGUUAGAAAAAAAAAUGUACAUAAGCUUUGAGCUAUCACAUUCUGAAAAAUUUUUGACAUUAGUGUUUUGAGAAUUUAAAGAGAAAAAUACAGUCUGUACAUACCAAUACCUAAAUGUAAGAGAAGUGUUUUUAAUAUAAAUGUAUAUUAAGCGUAUUUUAGCACAGACCAAAAUACUGAAAGAUAUUUAUACGUAUUUUUGAUAAAGUUACUAUAGGCGAAGCUUACAUAUAACAGCCUACAUAAAUUUUGAAUUCGUACACUUCAAAGUUGUAAUGAACUUGAAAAGAAAAAAAAAUACGAGACAGUUUAUUAGUUACCAAUCGUUACCUGGUUGAUUUCCUUUUCAAAAGUAUUUCUUCCGUAUUGUUUUUUAUCGUACCGACUCCAUUUAUGUUCCGUAAGCACAAAAUAUUGCAUUUAUGGACCAGUGCGACGUAUGUAUCACGCUGAUUUCUGUGUCUUAUUUUAGUACAGCGCGUUUCCUAAAAUGUUAAGAUGUACUCGUAUUAUCAUUUAAGGUAUACUUAUCUUCAACAUUUAUCAAAUUUAAUGAAUUACAUAUUUAAAUAAAAUUAUUCUAACCAUAAA
Molecule: messenger RNA, 2600 nt
Organism: Planococcus citri (citrus mealybug)
Lineage: Eukaryota; Metazoa; Arthropoda; Insecta; Hemiptera; Pseudococcidae
Product: synaptotagmin-4-like
Exons: 9
Coding region: 175-1542 (455 amino acids)
Biological process (GO): vesicle fusion; calcium ion-regulated exocytosis of neurotransmitter; cellular response to calcium ion
Cellular component (GO): exocytic vesicle; plasma membrane; synapse
Molecular function (GO): clathrin binding; calcium-dependent phospholipid binding; phosphatidylserine binding
Source: RefSeq, a predicted model, not a curated record